ACCAAUCAGAGUCCAGAAACUCGCAGACCACGCCUCCACACCGGCUAACCACGCCCCUAAUCAAUAGUACUCGCCGGGCCGGUGGUGGAGGCGCUAAUCUAAGUGUGGGAAGGGGAGAUGGACCAGCCGUGAAACAGGGGGGAAACGCUGUGCCUUCUGAGCGAAGUACCAGGACGAUGGCCGGGAUUUUUGACAUCGAUUUGGACCAGCCGGAUAUCGAUUUCUCCGGCGACGAACUCGAGGAUGAGGACCCCUUCACUGAAUCCAUGGAUGAAAGCAAUGGCUAUGAAGUUAUGGAUGGCUGUGAGAAGUUUGAAAUCUCGGAGAACACUGUGAACAAAGGCACGGAGAAGAUCAGGCCGGAGUGUUUUGAGUUGCUAAAAGUGUUGGGCAAAGGUGGCUAUGGCAAGGUGUUCCAAGUACGGAAGGUGACUGGUACCACAUCUGGGAAGAUAUUUGCCAUGAAGGUCUUGAAGAAAGCGAUGAUUGUGCGUAAUGCAAAGGACACAGCUCACACCAAAGCUGAGAGGAACAUCUUGGAGGAAGUGAAGCACCCUUUCAUCGUGGACCUCAUCUAUGCCUUCCAAACCGGAGGGAAGUUGUACCUGAUCUUGGAGUAUCUCAGUGGGGGUGAGCUUUUCAUGCAGCUGGAGAGGGAAGGCAUCUUCAUGGAAGACACGGCAUGUUUCUAUCUGGCUGAGAUUUCAAUGGCGCUGGGUCACCUGCACCAGAAAGGCAUCAUCUAUCGAGACUUGAAGCCAGAAAACAUCAUGCUCAACAAAAACGGGCACGUGAAGCUGACUGAUUUCGGCCUUUGCAAAGAGUCCAUCCACGACGGGACCGUCACACACACCUUCUGCGGCACCAUUGAAUACAUGGCUCCGGAGAUCCUCACCAGAAGUGGUCACAACAGAGCAGUGGACUGGUGGAGCCUGGGGGCGCUCAUGUAUGACAUGCUGACAGGAGCGCCUCCGUUUACCGCUGAGAACCGCAAGAAAACCAUCGACAAGAUCCUCAAGUGCAAACUGAGUCUUCCACCCUACCUCACGCCAGAGGCUCGCGACCUCUUGAAAAAGCUGCUAAAACGGAAUUCUUUCAACCGACUCGGUGGAGGGCCUGGAGAUGCUGCAGACAUUCAGACGCACACGUUCUUCCGACACGUCAAGUGGGACGACCUCUUGGCCCACAGAGUGGAGCCUCCUUUCAAACCAACCCUGAAAUCGGCCGAUGAUGUCAGCCAGUUUGACUCCAAGUUCACCAGCCAGGCCCCGGUGGACAGUCCUGAUGACUCCACGCUCAGCGAGAGCGCCAAUCAAGUCUUCCUUGGUUUCACAUAUGUAGCCCCCUCUGUGCUAGAGAACGUCAAAGAGAAUUUCUCCUACGAGCCAAAGUUCAGAUCCCCGCGCAAGUUUCCCGGAAGUCCAAGGACACCUGUGAGCCCGGUGAAGUUAGCCAGCGGAGACUUCUGGCCUCGGGGACCUUCGCUGACCUCCACCUCACCGCUGCUCACCUACAGCUGUCCAGAUUCUUCAAUGGAACAGUCGACGGUGGAGCACAUGGAUACAGGCACAUUCAAGGUGUCGGCACCUCUUCCCAUCAGACGGUCGCCGGGAGUGAGCGCUGGGUUUUCCAAAAAACAAGCUUUUCCCCUGAACUCCAAGAGACCCGAACAUCUACGCAUGAACAUUUGACGUUUGGGUUUCAUGAAACAUUUAGGGCUUUUAAAAUUCCUUUUUUUCCUUUCCAAACGAUACUGUUGACGCCGAUCACCAGCUGUUUCUGAUCUGCCGUCGGGUGACCCGGCCAGCUGGAAUUAUGAUGGUUUAUUUUUCACUGCGAGCCGUUAUAGUUUUCCACUGUGGCCUUCACUCUGGCCACUUUUUGCAUGAGGCGCAUCGCCAACUACAUCUGUGAUAAUGGCUUGAAGAAACAAAAAAAGGUCGCUGGGCACCAUCAUCCUGUGUUACAAGUGCCUACGAUGCUAUGUUUACGAGUCACUUUCUGGAAUCUGAUCGAGCGGUUGGCACAGUUUUUUUUUUUUUAACAACUUUCUGAAACCUCGAGAAUGAAGACAGGUGAGGUUACCAGAGUUCGCUGGAGCACAAUUCUGAACUGCACCACUAGUCUAUUUACGUUGAAUGUAGCCAAUUAGUGACCUUAUUCAUCACCUUUUUUUUUUUUAAAUAUCUAAAUAAGAUCUCAGUUACACAUAUUGACUGGUGGUACCAUGUUCCGUAACGAGGUAUUGUUUGUAGCCUGAUAAUCUGCAUCAGAUCCACGACUCCUUCAUUUAAAGCUGCUAGCUUGGUGACAGCAAUACAUACUGACCAUGCCACUGUUUUAAGCAACCAACUGAAUUGGUUAUUUUUUUUAUUGCUUCAUCUUAAUAUGUGAACAGUCAUCCUCUUAAAUGUUGGAUUUGGUUGUUGUUUUUCCAUUCUUUGUGUUUUCAGGACCACUUAUGUGUUUGCAAUAUUUAUUUGAAGUGCCGUUGAGUUUCUAUUGUGAAUUUUAAUCUCUAUGCAAACAAGUUAUUUAUUAACAUAAAGGCAGCAUUCUUCUAUCAUGUUUGACUUUUGUAUUUUUCUCACAUGCUUCAAAGUCCAAAUGUAUUAUAUUUACAAUUCAUUCAAGGGCGGUGUUUUUGUUUUGUUUUCACAGAAGCUUUUUGAGCUGUGACUGAAACUUGAAUUUUUGUGUCGCUGCACAGUCCUGACAAAGCAAAAACAAAUGUGUGUUUGUGCCUUGUUCCUGAGAGAAAAGUGUUUGUACAGUUCCAUAUAUUGCUGUAUAUAGGGGAGGGGUCCAACACUAGUUUGUGUUGUGUCAUUUGUUCACAAGGGGUUGUAUAUAGUUUGUGCUUUAAAAUGUAAAGUACGUGUUCAGACUUGUUCUAUUUUGUGUUUUACUGUGUGGAUAUGUUUCAUCAACAUGAGAGAAUAAAUGAAUCUUGUUUGAAAAUGA
This is a messenger RNA of Synchiropus splendidus (mandarinfish), 2964 nucleotides long. It is a transcript of the gene rps6kb1a, whose product is annotated as ribosomal protein S6 kinase b, polypeptide 1a. Gene Ontology annotation, biological process: protein phosphorylation; signal transduction. Gene Ontology annotation, molecular function: protein serine/threonine kinase activity; ATP binding. The transcript is spliced from 15 exons. NCBI's taxonomy places the organism in Eukaryota, Metazoa, Chordata, Actinopteri, Syngnathiformes, Callionymidae. The coding region runs from base 177 to 1691 and encodes 504 amino acids. The record is from RefSeq and is a predicted model, not a curated record.